Molecule: messenger RNA, 4840 nt
Organism: Oncorhynchus nerka (sockeye salmon)
Lineage: Eukaryota; Metazoa; Chordata; Actinopteri; Salmoniformes; Salmonidae
Gene: nrg1
Product: neuregulin 1
Biological process (GO): cell differentiation; animal organ development; activation of transmembrane receptor protein tyrosine kinase activity
Molecular function (GO): chemorepellent activity; protein tyrosine kinase activator activity
Source: RefSeq, a predicted model, not a curated record
UGCUUUCACCAUCAGAGCUUAGUCAAAUGUUCCUUUCUUACCUGCGCGCCUCAUUCAGCCUUUUAAGUCCCACUUACCUCCGUAGCAAUGAGGACAUACCUUGCGACGGGACAGAGUUCAUUCACUAUUUCGGUUGUUUGUGGGAUUUUUGUGUCCUUUUCCAUCUCUCCGCAUGGAGGGCUCUGUGGGCUGACUUGUAAUAACCCCUCUCCCGUGGCUCCGCUGCAGGAGUUGGUGCACCGGUCUAGAGUUGUGUUUGAGGGAAAGCUUCAAGAAGACGGGCGCAAGAGAGAUAUCAACCGACGAGAGCGGGAAAAGCUACUCAAUCAAAGAGCUGGUGGUAUACGGAAUGAGAGCGCGGUCCAGAGAAUGAAAGGAGAAGUUGAUUUGUCGUCAGAGUCCGUGCCAAACAGGACGUCAGAGUCGGAACCAUACCAGGUUAGGAUAAGGGUCCAUCAAGUAUGGGAAGUAAAAGCGGGGGGGCUCGAGAAGGAUUCUGUCGUUUCUAUUGUCUGGAACCGGGGUGAUAACUGUUUGACAUUGACUAAAGACACAAGAUACAUGUUUUUCAUGGAACCCACGAAUGACACCUCGGUGUUCCAAGCCGUUUUCCCACCUGUCGAGACGCGGCGAGCUGUCCGAAAGGAUGUCAGCAAAGUGCUCUGCCAAGAAUGUGCUGAGCCCAAGCUGAAGGAGAUGAAGAGUGUGGAGGUCGUGGAGGGGAUGAAGACAUUCUUGAAGUGCGAGCUCGGAGCGGGGAACCCAUCCCCCAAAUUCAAGUGGUACAAGGAUGGGGUCGAUUUAGCCAACAUCAAGAACAAACUCAAAGGCACCAAGUUAAAAAGAAAGAAAGAAGGGAAAGUCUCUGAGCUCCACUUCAAGAAAACCACUGAUGCACACACUGGUUCCUACACAUGCGAAGCCAUCAACAACCUGGGAAAAACCAGCACCGUUGGCAACGUGACGCUCCUCCGCGCUGUCACCAGCACCACCCCUGCGGUGAAGACCUCCAGUCAUGUGACGGCCUGCAGCGACAGCGAGAAGAACUACUGCGUGAACGGAGGGGAGUGCUUCACUCUGGAGGUCACCCCCGGCAGCACCAAGUUCCUCUGCAGGUGUCCAAAUGAAUUUACUGGUGAUCGCUGCCAAAACUACGUAAUGGCCAGUUUCUACAAACAUCUUGGGAUUGAAUUUAUGGAAGCAGAGGAGCUGUAUCAGAAACGUGUAUUAACAAUAACAGGAAUCUGCAUUGCACUCCUAGUGGUUGGAAUCAUGUGUGUGGUUGCCUACUGCAAAACAAAAAAGCAGAGGAAAAAGCUUCAUGAUCGUCUGAGGCAGAGCCUACGAAAUGAGAGAAACACCAUUAUGGCUAAUGGCCCUCAGAUUUCUAACCCUCCCCUUGAAAACGUCCAGCUUGUCAAUCAAUUUGUGUCUAAAAAUGCAUUGCCUGCGCAGCAUGUAAUCGAGAAGGAAACGGAAACAUCCUUCUCGACGAGCCUGUACACAUCAUCAGCACAUCAGUCCACAACGGUCACUCACACCUCCAGUCAAAGCUGGAGUAACGGCCACAGCGAGAGUGCCCUCUCCGACAGCCGCUCUGUCUUGGUGAAGUCAUCGGGAGAGAACAGCCGGCACGCCACACCCAGCCACCGGGGUCGUCUGAACGCCACAGGUGGCGCCAGAGACCUGAGUGCCUACCUAAAGAACUCUGGAGACACGCCAGACUCCUACAGGGACUCUCCGUACAGUGAGAGGUAUGUGUCAGCGAUGACCACCCCAACCCGCCUGUCUCCUGUGGAGCUGCUCUCUCCCGUGACCCCGGGUUCCCCUCCCUCUGAGAUGUCGGCCCCCUUGUCCAGCCUGGCCACCUCGGUCCCCUCUGUGGCCGUCAGCCCCUCUGGCGAGGAGGAGCGCCCCCUGCUGUUCACCACCCAGCCGCACCCCGACCACCACAUCAGUCAGUCUAAGAGGAAGUCUGCCCACUACAACCACGGCCAAGAGGCCCAGCCCCCGCCCAGCCCGUUGAGGAUCGUUGAGGACGACGACUAUGAGACCACGCAGGAGUAUGAGGUGGUCGGCUCCGCCACAACGGUAACGCCCAUUCCCCCACAGAGCCUUCCUAAGAAACUUGCCAAGAACAGCAACGGCCGUCGGGCCAAUAGAACAAAGCCCAAUGGCCAUGCAGCAGGCCACAACAAGGAGUCCAUCGACCUAGGUAGCAGUGCGGAGAGCGAGAUGGAGGAGGAGCGUGUGGGAGAGGACACACCCUUCCUGAGCUUCCAGAACCCCAUGGCUAUAAGUGUGGAACCUCUCGCAGAUGGCAGCAGGACUAACCUAGCACUCCGACUCUCCCCACAGGACAACCUGCAAGCCAGGAUAUCCAGCGUCAUCUCCAACCAAGAUCCAAUUGCUGUAUAAAAUGAAAAAGAUAGCUUACAAAAAUACUUCAGUCGGAUUCAAAGAAAUGUCACUAUUAAACCUUUAUUUUCUAUAACUUAAAGUAUUUGCGGGGAAAAUAAUAAAAAAAAAAGAUAUAUAUAAAUAAAAAAACGUAUUUUAGCGAAGUAGUGAAUAAAGUCUUUUAUAAAUAAAAAAAUGUGUACGUGUUCAUGUCAUGGAAGAAAGUGGAAUAAACUAGUAUGUAGCAAUGGUUCGCAGUAUUUCAAUGGAGAAAAAUAUCAAUGGUGCCUUUCAUUUCCGUUUGGUGUGCUUAUGGGAACUGCAUGCCUCUGGCCCAUAUAUUCACGACUUUCAUCUCCCUGUUGACAUUUCUACUCCACUCUGAAAACAAAAAUAUCCACCAGCACUAUAGUAUGCAUUUACUAUAAUGACCUGUAUGAACUGGCUCCUAACCCUAAGCUCCAUACAGUGGCGUUGCUUAUGUGUUCAUGGGCAUGUAGUUUUCACCUCAUUUACAGUAAUGCAGUCCUAACCUACUAACAGAGGUGCAUACAACAGAGUAUUUAGUGUUUAUCUAGCUAACACAACACCCAAAUAUUAUUAUACAGGUUUUCAAGAUUUUCCCACUCACCUUUUGGUUGAUUUUAAAUGGUAAAAUAACAUUUGAAUUGAUUUUUUUUUUUGUAAUGCUUUUCUUGGACCAUUAGCUAUCAUAAUAAUAUAUUGGUUACCAAGGCAAUCAGCUAGGAAGAAUGUUGAAUGUGUAAUCUGAUUAACUUGUAUCAAUACAUUGAUACUAGAAGCAUGAAUGAAGUCAAAGUUGAUUUGGAUAUUAUUUUCAGAUAAUUGGGUAACUGUUAGAUGUAGUCUCGGGACAUGUGAUACAUCCCAUUAUUGAAUGAAUGCUCUCUAUAUCUAUCCUCUCUAUAUAUUGCGUUCUAUAUAAUGGAACACAUUUUCUUCUAAAGCCAGAUGGUCAGAUGAGAAGUAACUUAUGUAUUUAGUCAUCUCUGGUUAAGCAAUACUCUUAAGAUUCUUGCUCUCAAUAUCAUGAUUUGCAAGUCCAAAUUGUGGAGAUAUGUACCAAAUGAAUGAUUGUGGAGAUAUGUACCGAAUGAAUGAUUUGUGGAGAUAUGUACUGAAUGAAUGAUUGAAUAUAUGGCUCACGUGUUCAGUCUUUCAACAACACACCCGUGGGUUCCUAAGUAAUGCAUUGUGGGGAUCAAAGCUGAAGCACCAUUUUGAAAUAAGGUAGAUAGCGAGAGCCUUUUCAUUUGUUUCAACUGUGUUUUAGUACAUUAGUCAACUUCAGAUUUUUUUUGUCCUUCCAAACAUUCAUGUAAAAUGUUACAUUAUCCAAAGUGUUCCUUUGUGUUCAUAUAGUGCAUAUUUGUUUUCAACUGUCUGACUUUGUGUUAGUACGUAAAGUUAUCUGUGUAAUAUUAUCGACAUUAUCGCCUAUUUUAUUAUAUAGUAAGUUCUAUCCCAAGGAUACGUUCAGGAGUCAUGCUAGACAUGAACCACAUGAAAUAUGGUUCCAUGAGAAGUCGUACCCUGUCGAAGACUGUCACCAAUCAUUUAUCACUAGAAUGAAUAGGUAACUAGACACGUUUUCUUUACUACUUUUCGGGCUUCAUAACCAAACCGUUAAGAUUCAGUGUAAUUUCAUCAAAACAAUCUACUCUAAUGCCAAUCUGAUUGUUGCCAGCAUUGGCAUGACACUGGUAUAAAGGCUUUUUUUGGCCCUAAAUUAUACCGUUUCUAAUGAUGUCCCAAUCUGAAAUUUAUCAACUUUUAUUUGGUAUUUAUAUUAUUUAUUUAUUUAUUUAUUGUUUAUUUAUUUUGUGGGCCUUAUGUUAUCUUUUAAUUACAGAUUCUAUAUUUUAAUCAGUGUUUUAUAUAUUUGAAAAGAUCGGAACUUUUAUCUUUUAUAAGCAUGUGUUUGCCUUUUAUAUAUUUUGACUUCAUUAUGGGGUCAAAUCUCUGUUUGCCUCUUAGCAUUGAUAACCACUCUGUUAUUCAACAUAUACAAAUAUUAACAUCUAAAAAGGCACAAGUACUUUGAGUGUACACUGAUUAGAUGUGUGGCUAGAAACCAGAACUAAAUCUCCUGUCAAUCUCGGCUUUACAUACCCCAUGAUGCAUUGCUUCCAAACCAAGGUGUCUUUCGAUUUUAUGUAAAUACACCAUGAAAACCUUGAGUACUUUUUUUUAUUUUUUUAAUUAAAAUAUUAAACCAAUGUUUUGUGUUUGUUUGAGGGCCACCAACCUCAAAGCAUUUGUCUCUGUCCUAAACAUUUUCCAUAACCAUACAUAUUAUGCUAAACUUUUUUUUGUAGUGAUUGUCGCCAUACCAAUUGUUUCAUAAACAUGACUGCAGUUGUACACGUAUGUAAGAGCAGCACACUAACUUGGUUGUUAAAAUAAAGGCCAAAACUGA